Exophiala viscosa is the source of this 2972-nucleotide messenger RNA. RefSeq lists its product as uncharacterized. The record is from RefSeq and is a predicted model, not a curated record. Lineage: Eukaryota; Fungi; Ascomycota; Eurotiomycetes; Chaetothyriales; Herpotrichiellaceae. The transcript has a single exon. Bases 150 to 2702 code for a protein of 850 amino acids.
CCGCCUUGCUCUUUUGUUCAAAAGCUGGCAGCUCUUGCUUUGGUCAUUUACGCUCAAGUCAAAGCCAUCAUCUGAUCCGUCUACAUACGAUCGAGGUCCAGCAAGCAACAGGAACUCUGGGGCGAGGGUUUGUCGUUGGUCAAACGGCAAUGUCCCUUCGCCAAUCUGCACGGCUUUCGGCAACGCCUUUGCGCCUCUUCACUGAUCGCGCGGACAACAAGGCUUCUGCCUCAUCAAAUAGCUCAAACGAACCAAGCCCUACAUUUUCGAAUGGUGAUAGCUUCAACUCCAACGACCCGUCAGCCUCCGUCACUGAUUGGGCUGACCUUGAUGAUCACGCUUACCGCUCGAUUCGGGACACGGCUGCAACAAUGAAAUCAAAGGCUACCACCCACCGUGAUUCUAAGCUCAACACAGAAAAUGGCAACCGACGAUCCUCCGGUCGUGUGCGGAGAUCGACUGCUAAGGAGCCUUCGCCGACGCCAUCGCCGUCCAUGCCUGACAUGUAUGAUAUUGAUGGGUACUCCUACCAAUCAAUUCGGGACAACGCCAACGCGUCGUCACCAAACACUGUCGCUCGCCAUGGUCUGGUAUCGCGUAUGGAAGAUGACGCCCGUAGAUCGUUGAACAGCCGCAUCUGGAAACCGGCUGUCCAAGGUCCGUCAACGUCCACGAUCGAUAUGACUGAUGUCGAUGAAUACACCUAUCGCACGCUUCGGGACAGAGCAUCGUCAGCAACGGUACCAAAAUCCACAGCCCGUCGUAACUCUCAAUCGAAUGCAGAACAUGAGAGUCGACGAUCUUCCGGCCGCGUACGGAAGCCGACUGCCAAAGCUCAAGCACUAAAUGGGUCGAGAUCUUACUCUCCGCCACUUUCAGAUACUAUCGUUAUUGGCUCGUCUUCACAAAAGGCAGACUCACCUGUACCUGAGCAGCCUACAACAGCAGCCGGGCAGCCAAUUGAGUCCAGCCAAAAAACUCCACCAGCUCCAGAGAUUCCAGAAACGCCCGCAACAACUAAAGUCAAUGGCACCAUUACGCCUUCCGAAACUCCGAUAGAAAAUGAUGAGACUUUGCUCACUACUAUUGAAUCACCUUCACGGAGAACCUCCCGACGAGAGAGAAAGCCUACGGCAAAAGUACUGGAGAUAUCUUCAACGGCUCAAAAGCGUCCAGCUACCGAAGAGGAAGAUGUCCGCCCUCGAAAGUCUGCUAGAAUCUCACAUUCUGGAGCCAGGGUUCCCUCCAAGCUUCGCUACUCGUUGAGCUCUGCCACAGAGGAGGAUGUUACGAUGGUCGACGAUGAGGUCGAGAAUGAUGAAACACCCAAGAAAUCCAAGAUGGUGGUUCUGAAAUCCAAGCGACUAUCUGAACUCAACGAUCCAAGUCAGAGCCCGGUCGUCGAGAAGCUUCAGCCUUCUUCAUCGAGGAGAAAGUCUCAACGCAGAGUGAGGGUCAACGAGCCCUCUAGAGAUGAGACACGCAUUGUUCCUCCGGCGCGCAUAGCGACCAGUGGCCCUAUCAUCGACCUAAAGAACAUCUGCAACCUGUCUUGCCUUGCGCCUUCAUCCCGUCUCCUUGCCUUUGCGGAGAUAGCGCGGCAGAUGCCCGACACAGAAGAUGAAGACGUCGAAAUCAUUCCAGGAAGUAUCUAUGAUUGGCGCGCUUAUACGGGACAAUGGUGUGAGUGCAACAAAAUGCAACCACCUGCUGUUGCUCCAAUAGACUCAGAAGAGCUUGCCCGAGCACUAUUACCGAAUACUGUGGCGGGCAGUGCAAGGUAUGAGCCCAUUGAUCUGACUGAGUCCCGCCACCAAGCUACACCAGAAGCCGAAUUGCUUUCGACACCGGUCAACACCAUCCUUCGGGCUUCGGACGCAGAACGAUUAUCUCUACUCUAUGCUGCACCUCCCACCGAGAACACAAGCAGAGACCGGAACUCCCUGUCUGCCGGCCCAUCUGUGCGCCGGGAGUCAAGCUUCUCCGCUCCUCAGAUGAGGGCGCCUGAACUAAGAUAUUCAACGAACACGAUGAUGUACCCACCUUCGACAUCGUCCACGCCAAUUCCUGCACGAAACUCGUAUGAAGAACGCAUUCGCCAGGAUCACGAGAAAUUGACAACGAUCCGGAAGCGAGCGGCGGCCAAGGGGAUCCAAUGGAGUUUUAAUAUGACUUUCGACGAGAUCCAGGCCUUGAUUCUGGAACAUGAAGCUGCUGAAGAAAGAAUGUAUCUGGAUUCAUACGUCCCUUCAGAAGAGAGGGACCGUCGUAUGUCUCAUGAGCAGCAUCCAGCGCCUGUACGGCGACAAUCGGACACUCCAUCUGGCUUUGGCAUGCUCAUGCUCCCACUGGGAUAUUCUCAUGGUCAGACGGCUGGCAGCUCUCGACAGAGGGAGAUGGCAGAGAUGGCAAAUAUCAAUGGCGGCUCGAACGUGUCGCAUGGACAUGGAAGUCCACCUACUGAUGGUCUAGCUGGUCAAGCAGAUGUCGCUGGGACGCAGUACCGACGCGUAUCAUCGCCUAGCAGACCGAAGAGCUCUCGUUUUCGAGUUGAUCCAAGAGGAUUACGAGGAGAGUCACCAGGGCCGGGAACGAUUAUCAAUAUGGCGGAGAAGAGGAAUGCGAAUGGAAAGCAAACGAGAAGAUCGAGAGAGAUGGUAAUGGAUGUCGGCGAACGAGCUCGAGCGGGAAACAUCUCUUGAGAGUAUAGGACUUGAGCGAGGAGGAUAGAAAUCUGGUUUCGGACGGACUCACGUUGGGGGAACACGACGAAGGACUGUGAGUACCCACGCUUUCUUGUUUCAUCGAGGCACGGGUCCUGAAGAGGGAUCGAGUGCUUGUCUCUCAUUGUGAGCGGAUUAUGCAUGGGAAUUUCUUGGGGGCGCGAAGCAUAUCAUGUUCCGUUUAUGCAUAGCGAGGAAAAUAGGUUUCAUUCUGUGUAUAAUAGGCAUAGCAUUCAUGUUCAAUCAUUG